AAGUCUGAUUUUAAAAUCCAGACAGUGAAACUGGGAAAGAACAGGAAAGAAAACAGUAGGGGGAAAAUCAAAAGAAAAAGGAAAAGCAAAUGGAAAACAGUAGCUUGGAGCAGACACUGCUAGAUGGGAAGCUCCAUCGACAGCUCAAUUCCCUCAUCGUUGCUCAUCUUCGCGAUAAUAAUCUCACCCAGGCUGCAAGUGCAGUUGCAUCAGCCACCAUGACACCAUUGAAUGUUGAGGCUCCUCCUAAUAAACUUCUUGAGCUCGUUGCUAAGGGUCUUGCAGCGGAAAAAGAUGAUGCGUUAAGAGGGGUUCCUUCUUCUGCCAUAUAUGAUCUGGGCACAUUGAUUCCUGCGGCAUAUGGAUCAAUCCCAGCUCCCCGUGCUGCUUCCGUUGAUUUCAGUGCCAUACAAGAUACAAAAGGCUUAUCAAAAAAUUUUCCAAAGCAUGAGACACGGCAUCUUUCUGAACAUAAGAAUAUUGCCAGAUGUGCAAGAUUUAGUCCUGAUGGGAGGUUUGUUGCCACUGGAAGUGCAGACACAUCAAUUAAGCUCUUUGAGAUUUCAAAAAUCAAGCAAAUGUUGCUUUCAGAUACAAGGGAUGGUCCUGUCAGACCUGUCAUACGGACAUUUUAUGACCACAUACAACCUAUAAAUGAUUUGGACUUCCAUCCUCAAAGUACUAUUCUUAUAUCAGGAGCCAAGGAUCACACUAUAAAAUUCUUUGACUUUUCCAAAGCUACUGCAAAGAGAGCAUUUAGAGUUAUCCAGGAUACUCACAAUGUGCGUUCUGUGUCCUUUCAUCCUUCUGGGGAUUUCCUUCUUGCCGGAACUGAUCAUCAAAUUGCACACUUGUAUGAUGUCAAUACAUUUCAGUGUUAUCUAUCUGCUAAUGCCCCAGAAAUCGGAAUUAGUGGAGCCAUUAAUCAGGUGAGGUAUUCAUCUACAGGUGGAAUGUAUGUCACAGCAUCUAAAGAUGGUGCUCUUCGGUUGUGGGAUGGGGUAACAUCCAAUUGUGUGCGGUCCAUUGUUGGUGCACAUGGAACAGCAGAAGCCACCAGUGUGACUUUUACAAAGGAUCAACGGUUUGUGCUUUCCUGUGGGAAAGACUCUUCUGUUAAGCUUUGGGAGGUUGGCAGUGGAAGAUUGGUCAAGCAAUAUCUUGGGGCUACACAUGCACAAUUGAGGUGCCAGGCUGUUUUCAAUGACACUGAAGAAUUUGUGCUAUCCAUAGAUGAACAAAGCAAUGAGAUUGUUAUCUGGGAUGCUCUAACGGCAGAGAAAGUGGCAAAGUGGCCAUCCAACCACAAUGGUACACCCCGUUGGAUCGAGCACUCACCAAUAGAGGCAGCCUUUAUUUCGUGUGGGACUGAUAGGUCAGUCCGGUUCUGGAAGGAAACUCUCUAAGAAAAUGGAAAGAGAUGACUGAUUUCCAUAAAUCUUCUGUACAAUUAAGCACAGGACGAGAUUUUUAUUUGAGGCUAGUUUUCCAGAUAUGUAGACCUACAAACGAUUCUUUCUUUAGUUGGAGAAUGUGUAGGAAUUUGAAACUAUUUUUCCAUUUUUUGCCUUUGUUUCUGCUGCUUUGCUUGUGUCAUCUACCAUGAAAUGUAUUUAAAUUUGUUUAUUACUGAGCAAUGGUAAUUUUUGUAUUUAAAUUUGUUUUA
Molecule: messenger RNA, 1666 nt
Organism: Hevea brasiliensis (rubber tree)
Lineage: Eukaryota; Viridiplantae; Streptophyta; Magnoliopsida; Malpighiales; Euphorbiaceae
Product: cleavage stimulation factor subunit 50
Exons: 14
Coding region: 90-1406 (438 amino acids)
Biological process (GO): mRNA 3'-end processing
Cellular component (GO): mRNA cleavage stimulating factor complex
Molecular function (GO): protein binding; RNA binding
Source: RefSeq, a predicted model, not a curated record